Molecule: messenger RNA, 2910 nt
Organism: Populus euphratica (Euphrates poplar)
Lineage: Eukaryota; Viridiplantae; Streptophyta; Magnoliopsida; Malpighiales; Salicaceae
Product: 40S ribosomal protein S27
Exons: 3
Source: RefSeq, a predicted model, not a curated record
UUUACAUGCCAGUCACACGCUACCCUCAUUUCUCCUCUGAAAAACCGCACCCAGCAAAACAGAAAAAACCAAAACCUGAAAAAAGCCUCACUACCUAACCAAGCAACAAUGGAAUCGUCACAGAACCACGACACUUCACGGACCGUCGCUACUAACUGGACCAUCGCCAGUGGCUCUCUCGUCGAUUCACUCGCGUUCGAGUCCUCUCUUUCCCUUAUCACCCACGACGAUAAUAAUGAUCAGGGUCAAUUCUCCACCGUCGAUUCUAAAUCGAAAUCUCCUCUUAUCCUCUACGCUCCUGCACCCGAUUCCGCUCCCUGCGAGAUCACUAUAAAUUUUGCACAAAAACAUGAAGUGAGGCAGGUUUAUGUUCGAAGUACUGCUCGAGUUUAUGAAAUAUACUGUGCCCCUGAGCAGCAGAGCAGCAUUGAGUAUCUUUGUACUGUUCGCUGUGGCAUUGCUGCUAGAGAUGAAGAAGUGCUGCAUGCUACCAAUGUUGAAGAAGCUGUUUUGGCACAUGCAAGUUCUGUUCAAGAAUCAGCUGAAGAGAAACUCAGAAAUGGUAGUAGCCUAUCCCCCAAUGAAGAUGACUGGGUUGAAGUGAAAGCUCUUGAUAGUCCCCUGGUCAUCAACAGAAACAGUUCAUCAUCAAAUUCUGAUAUAAAGCCAGAAAGAAACUCGCAGAACUUUCAGGAUUUUUAUGAAGCUACAGCAGAGAUCACUGAUGCAAACCCGUCCACUUCCCUUACACUCAGGCUGCUUUCGCUUCAGAAUAAAGGUUAUGUUUGUGUUGAUGAAGUUUAUGUAUUUGGUGAUCCUGCUGACACAAGUAAUUCGGAUAAUCAAGCGGGUCCAAUGGAGAACUCCGCUGGAAAUUCACUUAUGGCCAUGCUUGUACCUGCCUUUUUUCAGUUGUCUAAAACAAAGGGUAUUGGUGGAGGAGAAGAUAAAUCCAAUAUUGAUACAAGUGAAAGACAGAAUUAUCAGGACAAUGGGACAGAAGCAGCUGCUCCUGUUGAUGUUGAGAAGAAAAUUCAGGAGGAAGUGAGGUUGCAAGAAGCAGCUGGGCCUACUUCCAAACCUGUCCAGCAUGAGAUCUCCCAACAAGUUUCAAAUACAGAGAGCAAGCCUAAUAUUUCACACAAUCAUUUUGAAGGUGUUCUGGAUCAGCUUGUUUCUCGAGUUAACAGAAUAGAGGAUCUCUUUUUGAAGUUUGAGUAAAGUAUGCUGAAGCCCAUUAACAGCAUUGAUGUGAGGCUCCAGCGAGUCGAGCAGCAACUUGAUGCGCUCACAAAGAAAACUGAGAGCUCUGCAUUGGUUUCUUGCACAAGAAUAUCUGCUCCUGAUUUUUCAUGCAGUGAACCAGAGACCAGCUCGUAUAACAGUAGUAGUGAUAUCAGUUAUGUGGCAUGUGAAGAAAAUAGGAGCCACUCUCUUUCUCCUCUGACGUCUGUUCUCCCUGAUGCCACCCCUGUUUCUGUAAAUGACACAAUGUUACAACCUGGUCUGGUAGUUACUGCUCCUGAGUUCUCGAAUUAUGAUGGUGAGGAAGAAGAUCAUGCGGUGGAAUCAUUGCAGGAAUCUCCAAAGGAUAAACAAAAGCAUACUAUGUCAAUUGAUGAUGCUUUAGCAUAUGCACUUGCUGGAUUCUUAUCUUCAACUUCAAUCCAGUCCCAGAAAUAUUCUCAAACUCUUGUAGUUAAGACUCCUGAUUUUACAAGCGAAGAAGAAAACACCAAUGAGAACGUGACUCCACCUAUAGUUGAAUCUGAACGAAAUAUGGACCCUCCCAUUUGUUUUUGUGAAUCUGAUGGGACAGAGCACUUGGGAAAUUCACUUUCAUCUGUAUCAAAUAUUACAUCUUUAGAGGGCGAUGAGAAUGUGAUGAGAUCUCUUAAUGAUAACAACUCCUCAAAAAUGGUUAACGGGGUUGAUGAGCAAUGCCAUCGUAGCGAGGGGGGAGAAAGUGAUUCACAGGACAUCUGUGUUGGCCAUGCAGGUGCACCAGCCACACAUGAUGUGGUGGGCACGGAUUCGUAUCACCUGGAAAACGACAUAAAGGAUGGGGAAAUUGACAAUAAAAUAAGCAAAAUUCCUGAUCUUCAGAAAACCGAGAGUCUGAAACAGUUUUCUAAAGAUCAGACUGAUGAUGGCUCUGUUACCACCCAGGAAAUGGCUGUUUCACAUGAAUUAGUCGCUUCCAAAGGCACUGAAGAAGAAUCUAAACAAGACAUUCUGCAGAACAUUGUUGAACUGUCACGAGCUUCUUCUGUAGUAGAUUUUGAAUCUCCAAUCCUGGAAGUGAAAUUUGUUUCGCAAGGAAACUUAGGUAUCAAGUCUCCCCUUGAAGCCCUUUUGGCUGGCAUGCCUGAUCUGGAAGUUGAAACUCCAUCAGCUAUGGAAGACAAUAAUAACGGGUCUAAAAAUGGCGAUCAGUGCAGCUUAAUUGCAGUCGAGGAUUUUGGAGCAGAAGGUUCUGGAACUGAUACCCACAUUUCAGUGGACAUGGAUUAUUACCGUCUUAAUGAGACGCCUUCAAAUAUCGAAGCUGAUAAACCAUACGACUGUUAUACAAGCAGCAGCCAGGAAAUGCCAGCUGUAAGUCUGAUAUGAGAAUGAGCUGCUGUUCAUAUGUAGAUGCUAAGCUGUAUAUAAAUCCGUACUUUAAGCAGUACUCUGGCAGCUACUAUCUUCUUCGACCGCUCUACCCUUCACUUCUACCAUUGUCAACGUGUUUAGUUGAUGGCAAAUGCCAAAGGCUUCUCUAGGAAUUCCAGAAUGGAUCUUUUUGUGCAAUAUACGUGCUGUUUUAAUUGUUGUGACAAGAUAUGCGGAUUGAUGAGGAAUUAGGAUGUAAUUUGUUAGAAACUGAUGGAUCUGAAUAUUUUAUAAUAUGUUAUUUUUGUUUAA